AUGGAGGGCACACCCCACCUUCUCCCUUCUCCUCUCAGCGCCUUCUCUCUCUCACCCCUCUCUCCCCCCGCCCCACUAGGUCAACGGCAUGUGCAGCAAGCACCACCCCCACCUCGUGAAGCUCUUGGGAUACUGUAUGGACGAGAGGCAGGAGCAUUUACAAAGCAACCCACUGCUGCUGGCCCUCUCGUUAUUCUCAAGGAUAAACAGCAGGAGAAGCAGCAGCAGGAGCAAUGGAAGCAUGAGGGGAGCGAGGAGCAGGAGUGGCAGCGGUGGGGGGAAGGGUUCUGCUGGUGGUUUUGCGGCUCCUCGCCCCUUUCCCUGCUGCAACGUCUGGAUAUUCUGAUCGGGGUGGUACGUGGAUUGGAGUAUCUUCACGGUUUUGGCAUCGUGCAUCGGGACAUCAAGCCAGCCAAUAUACUGCUGGAUGGGAACAUGCAGGCCAAAAUCGCAGAUUUCGGGCUGCUACGACCCAACCCCAUACCACCCCAGCAGCACCAUCACAUCAACAUGGCAAGCAGUCCAGCCACGGCUGUUACCAUCAGCAGAAGCAGUGGCGAUGGCAGCAGCAGCAGCAGGAGCAGUACAGCGAGUGGAGUAUGGGAGUCGACUCGGGUGGUGGGCACACCUGGCUUUGUUGACCCGGCCUACUUUGAGUCACACAAGGCCACCCCUGCAGCUGACGUGCACAGCUUCGGAGUGGUGAUGCUGGUGCUGCUAACAGGGCGCAAGGCAAUCAUACCGGUAGAGAGAGACGAUGGCUUCGGGCCCGUGGAGCAUGUGAACGUCAAACACUGGGUGAGCAUGUGA
Molecule: messenger RNA, 810 nt
Organism: Closterium sp. Yama58-4
Lineage: Eukaryota; Viridiplantae; Streptophyta; Zygnematophyceae; Desmidiales; Closteriaceae
Source: the annotation of a GenBank genome assembly